GUUGAAAAAUUAGCUCCCGCCAUGGCUGCUGCUUUGCCUUUUCUUCUAUUCUUUCUUUCCGUCAUGACCCUCUCUCUUGCGAGCGUAAACAUAGACUGUGGAACGUCAUUGCCGGGCAUAGACAACAACAACCUAAAAUGGGUCGGAGACAAAGACUUCAUCACAUCCGGAGAGUCGGCCACCGUUUCGUCCACCACCGUCGAGAAAUCCCUCACAACACUUCGGUACUUUCCCACCGGCGACUCCAAUUGCUACUCCAACAUUCCCGUUACAAAAGGCGGGAAAGUUCUAGUAAGAACGAUGUUUUACUACGGGAAUUACGACGGGAAGUCCUCAACCCCAUCCUUCAACGUAGUGUUUGAAGGGAAACACCGAGGCACCCUAUCGAUAUCCUCGGCGUUCGAACCUUACCUUUUGGAGCUGAUAUUUUCUCCGGCCAGCGGAGAGACCAGCGUUUGUUUUGUACGUACGUCUUCAUCAUCAAACCCUUUUGUAUCUUCCAUUGAAGUUGUAGACUUGGACGAUGGCAUGUACAACGAGCUUGGUCCUGGUGAAGGUUUAUUUUACCAACAACGACGUGCGUAUGGUGCAACAGAAUUUCUAAGAUCGGAUCUUCAAGGUAGAUUUUGGCUCCCAUCCGAUAUAAACAUAUUGGUGACCGGACUACCGUCCACGGCUGUGUCGAUCGAUACCUCUGGUGCAUCAAACAAGCCGCCUGAGUCCGUCCUCCGUAACUCUUGGACCGCGGAAGGCUUAUCAUUAGUCGACCCUACUCUUCCUUUGAAAGAAGUUCCGGUGUACUUGGCUAUGUAUUUCUCGGAUCCUGUCCAACCGAGUUUACGAUCGUUCAACAUUUUCUUUGGUGGUAAGCAAGUUAGUAAGAGUCCAGUUGCGCCUGUGUUUGGAAAAGUCACGCAAGUGGUCGUGAGAGAUGUGGUGGCCAGCUCAAGCACCCCACUGACGUUCUGGUCCACUGCUAGUGCGCUUUUACCGCCCAUGAUAAAUGCGGCCGAGCUUUAUGUGAUAAGCUCCGGUGGGAGUAGCAAAGGAGGAACUGGAGGGAGCAAUGAAGUGAGUCCAGGUGGAUCAACCAAUGGAAAGAGCAGUAAACUGCCAAUUAUAAUCGGUGUGGUAUCCGCGGUUGCGUUUGUUCUUGUCGCAUAUGUGUUCAUCGCUAUAAUCUUAGCUAAUCGUCGCAAAGUGAGGCUGCAAGCCUUGGCUAUGCCUACGUCGUCCACAGUGGCUAAUAUGGGGACUGGAGCGUCAACUCUGUCCACACAACAGAUGGAAAACGAUUCAAACCAGCCUACAAAUGAAUCAGACAUGGGGGAGAUCGACGACCUAAUUGGAAUGAACCAGUCAUACGUAGCGCAAUGACAUUGAACAUCAUGUAAAAGAAAUGUUUUUACCUUGA
This is a messenger RNA of Arabidopsis arenosa, 1414 nucleotides long. The record is from the annotation of a GenBank genome assembly. NCBI's taxonomy places the organism in Eukaryota, Viridiplantae, Streptophyta, Magnoliopsida, Brassicales, Brassicaceae.